AUGAUUAAUAAGAAAGUCAUCGAUGGGUUGCGUGACAUGGAUGCAUUAAUAGACGCGAUUGGAGGAAAGAUCAAAGAUGUCGAUUGUGAGAUGAGCAUUGUGAAGCUUGUUGUGAGAAGUAAGGAAGCGGGUCAUGAUGGUUCAUCAGAGACAGAUCAAAGUGCCUGA
This is a messenger RNA of Prunus armeniaca (apricot), 168 nucleotides long. NCBI's taxonomy places the organism in Eukaryota, Viridiplantae, Streptophyta, Magnoliopsida, Rosales, Rosaceae. The record is from the annotation of a GenBank genome assembly.